Molecule: messenger RNA, 1740 nt
Organism: Arabidopsis thaliana (thale cress)
Lineage: Eukaryota; Viridiplantae; Streptophyta; Magnoliopsida; Brassicales; Brassicaceae
Gene: PTAC5
Product: plastid transcriptionally active 5
Exons: 6
Coding region: 66-902 (278 amino acids)
Cellular component (GO): chloroplast; chloroplast nucleoid
Molecular function (GO): protein disulfide isomerase activity; catalytic activity, acting on a protein
Source: RefSeq, marked reviewed
AUCUUCCCGCCAUGUGUAUGUGGUAACUAACAAAAGCUUCGAUUACUUUAUCCUCUCACUCUCUAAUGGCUUCUUCUUCUCUACCUCUUUCUCUUCCGUUUCCACUCCGAUCUCUUACUAGUACCACUCGAUCUCUACCAUUUCAAUGUUCUCCUCUCUUUUUCUCUAUUCCUUCUUCAAUCGUUUGCUUCUCCACUCAAAAUCCCGACCGCGAAGAGGUCCGGUGGCUCCGGGAAGAGCAGAGAUGGAUUCGCGAGGAGCAACGAUGGAUUCGUGAAGAACAGAGAUGGAUACGCGAACGUGAAUCGCUUCUACAAGAGAUUUCGGAUCUACAGCUCAGAAUUCAAUCCCUAGAGUCACGAAAUUCGCAAUUGGGGAAUUCUAUUCCCGAUACGAUUUCGAAUAUCGCUGCUUUGCUUCAGGUUUUGAAGGAGAAGAAUCGGAUUUCUGAGAGUGGAUUGAGCGCAACGCCGAUGGUAUUGGAGAGUACGAGAGAACAAAUUGUUGAGGAGGUGGAAGAAGAAGAGAAGCGAGUGAUUAUUGCUGAAGAGAAAGUUAGGGUUUCGGAGCCGGUGAAGAAGAUCAAGAGGAGGAUAUUGAAAGUUGGAAGCGAAGGCGACGAUGUUCAAGCUUUGCAGGAAGCUCUGUUGAAAUUAGGAUUCUAUUCGGGCGAAGAGGAUAUGGAGUUCUCGAGCUUUUCAAGUGGGACUGCAAGUGCUGUUAAGACUUGGCAAGCAUCGCUUGGGGUCCGUGAGGAUGGGGUAAUGACAGCAGAGCUUCUUCAGAGGUUGUUCAUGGAUGAAGACGUAGAGACAGAUAAGGAUGAAGCAAGUACAAUGAAGAAAGAGUCUUCUUACGACAGAAUAUGGACUCCCAUUGUAUGCUUUUGGCAAGCUUGUUAGCUAAGAUGAUGUUUCUGUUGCUAGUGAGCUUUGUUCGGAAUCUGAAGUGUCUAAUAUGAGUCUGAAAUACAAUUGGUAAAUGGGAUAAAUACUACAUUGUCUUGUUUGAGGUUUUAGGGAACAUGAAUAUUCUGAAAUUUCUCUUAAUUUGCUUAAUACACCUGUUAAGACUGGUUCUUUAUACUGGAUCUUUCUUUUAAUUCCAUUGAUUAAGGAAGCUGGUAAUGGGGCGGUAUUUACUUCAGUGACACAAGUCCCUGAGAAGAAGCAAUCAAUCGUGAAAGAUCAAAGUGACAGAGAAGUUGACGUUACUCAAAAUCGGGUUUUUCUUCUUGGAGAAAACAGAUGGGAAGAUCCCUCCAGGCUCAUUGGCAGGAACAAACCGGUAGACAGAAGUGAAUCAACAAACACCAAAACGAGGUGCAUCACUUGUCGAGGGGAGGGUCGAUUGAUGUGCCUAGAGUGCGAUGGAACCGGUGAGCCAAACAUUGAGCCGCAGUUCAUGGAGUGGGUUGGUGAAGAUACGAAGUGUCCGUACUGUGAAGGUCUUGGCUAUACAGUUUGCGAUGUCUGCGACGGCAAAAAAAACUUAUAAUAAUGAUUCAUAUUUAAUUUAAUGAAAAAACAAAUUAGUUUGUUUUCCAAAUCGCAUAAUAUGGUUGUUUAAGAGAGAUAUAUAUAUAAAUUUAGUGAACAAGUACGUAGUUAGUUUGUUUUUCAAAUCACACGAAUGGAAAUCGUCUUUUUAGGAUAAUUUCGCAUAGGUGCUAUCAAAUUUUAAAUUCAAUUAAUUUAAAUUAAUGUCAAACCGGAAAUAACAUUUUAUUUUAUAUUUUCA